Tripterygium wilfordii is the source of this 796-nucleotide messenger RNA. RefSeq names its product ethylene-responsive transcription factor ERF023-like. Gene Ontology annotation, molecular function: DNA-binding transcription factor activity; DNA binding. The coding region runs from base 81 to 581 and encodes 166 amino acids. The transcript has a single exon. Lineage: Eukaryota; Viridiplantae; Streptophyta; Magnoliopsida; Celastrales; Celastraceae. Gene Ontology annotation, biological process: regulation of DNA-templated transcription. The record is from RefSeq and is a predicted model, not a curated record.
ACACACGACACAUACACUACUAUAUAAACUCCGAUGACACUCAAACCCAAAGGGGUGCUCAAUGUGAAAUAUAUACAUUUAUGGAGCAAACAUUCACAGGAGAUGGCCUCACCACUACUUCCCCUGCUUCCACAAUCACCGUGGAAAUUCCAUCGAAUUCGAACCCUCGACACACCGGGACUAGACACCCGGUCUACCAUGGAGUCCGGAAGCGACGGUGGGGCAAAUGGGUGUCCGAAAUUCGGGAGCCACGCAAGAAAACCCGUAUAUGGCUAGGCUCAUUUCCGAUUCCGGAAAUGGCAGCCAAGGCUUAUGAUGUUGCCGCAUAUUGCCUUAAAGGACGCCAAGCGCAACUCAACUUCCCUGACGAGAUCGAGCACUUGCCGCAGCCGUCCACGUGUACGGCUAGAGAUAUUCAAGCAGCCGCAGCAAAGGCAGCUCAAUUGAAAAAAAGCAUUGUAACGGAUUGUGACGGUGGUGAUGAUUUCUGGGAGGAGAUUGAAUUGCCGGAACUAAUGAAUAGUGAUGGGUGUCAUUGGAGCUCUUGCUGGUGGACGUUUGCCCACGACGACCACCACUGAUGGAGAGGCUCCACCGUAGGAUUACUUCAUGGCAUGUGACUAAUUGUUAUCAUUAUCAUGUGUGUAUAGAACUACCAAUGUCAAGACUCGUCCAGUCGUCCCACAUAGCUUGGGUAAGUCCAAAUGGUGUAGUUUAUAAGUAAAGAUUCACACCAUUUUUUUUGGAUGUAAGUAUCAUUAAGUGAGAUGAAGGAAAAAUAAAGCCUUGCGAACAC